Messenger RNA from Prorocentrum cordatum, 522 nucleotides. Lineage: Eukaryota; Dinophyceae; Prorocentrales; Prorocentraceae. The record is from the annotation of a GenBank genome assembly.
GUUGCCCAGAUCGUGUACGAGAGCUUGCUGCAGUCCAAGCCAAUCCCGAUGACGGUCCAGUCCAGCAGCAGGUGGCGGAAGAAAUACCUUGGCAAAGACUGGGCGAGGGCGAACGAGGAGCUGCGCCUCUCCGCGAGCACGAGGAGCGCGGGCGCGGGCGAGGGCGAGGCGGCGUUCCAGCAGGCCGCCGCAGCCUCCGGGGAGCUGCAGCUGGAGGUGCUGUGGACGGGCCAGCUCGCCUCGGAGCUGGAGGACGUCGACCGGGCGAGGGUGCGGCGCCUGCUGUCCAGGCUCGCAUCCCUGACGCGCCGCUCUGAGGACGGGUGCCGCGGCGCGUGCGCCGGCCGCGGGCUGGAGGCGCUCGUGGCGACGCUGCAGGUCUUCGCGCACGCCAGAGACGAGGAGGGCGCGGAGGUGCUCCGGCUGUGCGCGAAGUGCCUGCAGCAGGCCCUCAGGGUCGGGCCGUGCCUGGAGGCGCUCGCCGAGCUCGGCGCGCCGAGGGUCCCGGGCCUGGCUGGCCAG